AUGCGCUGCCAUCACUAUGUUAAGAAGAAUAACAUAUUCAUGACCUCAGCUCUUCUUCAAAGAAACCCUGACUUGACUGAAACUACAAGAGAAGGAUCCUUGUCACAAAGUCAACUGUGGAAUGUCAUUAGACCUGCCAUUUUACAACGCCCACAAGCCCAUACCUACCCUGAAAAUCCUGUGGAAUCUCUAGUAGCUAAGAAAAAAGCUCAUGUUCAGCUAUCUGAAGACAGCUGUUAUUCCUCAGCUGAGAAUUCACUAAGUUCCAAAACAGCAGCGAGGUCAUCUACUACCAUGAGUCUUUCUAGCUCUCUAUCAACACCAAAUGAGUUGUUUGAAGACCGAAGUGUACGAAACAGCAGCACUCCUGAUUUUGUCUUUGGAGAAAACAUGGUUGAGAGAGUUAUGAGUCCUGAAAAGCAUUCCAAGCCGUGCAAUGAAGCCGCUUCAUACAAAGAAGAAACAACAUCCACGUACAUAGAAUCUUUUCAUGUCAGCCCACAAACAAGUAAACCUACUCAUCAAACAGAAACAGCUCUGUUGAGGAAUACAACACUAAUUGAAUCAGCAGCUGCUUGUAUUUCCAAGCCAGUGGAGAGAAUUCUGUUAGAUAAAGUUGAAGUUAUAACUGGAGAAGAAGCAGAACACAAUGUAUUACAAAUCAACUGCAAACUCUUUGUAUUUAAUAAGCUUUCUUUAACCUGGAUUGAAAGAGGCAGAGGAUCCCUCAGGCUUAAUGACACUCCCACCAAUAAAUGUGGAAUGUUGCAGUCAAGGCUAAUUAUGCGAAAUCAAGGCAGCUUGAGACUGAUUCUCAACACCCGACUCUGGGAUCAGAUGGUUAUAAAAAGAGCAAACAGGAUCAGCCUGUGCUUCACUGCAACAGACCAAGAGGACUACUCUGUUCAAGUAUUUCUGAUUCAGGCGAGCUCAAAAGACACUGGAUACCUGUAUGCAGCAAUACAUCACCGCCUUGUGGCAUUGCGGAGUUUUGCUGAGCAAGAGACAGAUGCCAAUCCAGUAGACAUGGAAUCAGAAAUAGCUUUUCAGCCUUUGAACUGUGAUAGCGAUGAUGAAUAUGAUGAAAAAUUAACUCAAGUGAGCAGCCGUGGAUCUG
Eurypyga helias (sunbittern) is the source of this 1117-nucleotide messenger RNA. It is a transcript of the gene RANBP3L, whose product is annotated as RAN binding protein 3-like. Gene Ontology annotation, cellular component: cytoplasm; nuclear pore. The record is from RefSeq and is a predicted model, not a curated record. Gene Ontology annotation, biological process: protein export from nucleus. Gene Ontology annotation, molecular function: GTPase activator activity. The transcript has 10 exons. NCBI's taxonomy places the organism in Eukaryota, Metazoa, Chordata, Aves, Eurypygiformes, Eurypygidae. The annotation marks the transcript as partial.